CUUACACCUCCAACAACCAGUGCAACAUGAAACCAGUUCUGACCGGCCGCACCCCUCAAGACAGGGACAGAGUCCUGGUUCCCGGUGGAGGAACCUAUCAUGCCGUAUUGGAGGCAGAGUCUCCUAACCCUGGUGUUAGCAUUGCAGAGAUCUCGACCGUGUCUCCCCUCGGUAUGAUAAAGUCUGCCCUGACAACCGAUCCUGACAAUCCCCGUCGUGCAAACGUCAACAUCACCUGGACACCUCAAGAGACACAAAUUGGCCAACACGUUUUCUGCUUCCUGGCGCAGGAUACAAACAGAAUCAACUCCGACCAGCGCUGCAUCACUCUUGUCUACGACGGGAAACCUGAUGUGGACGAGUGUCUGGUGAACAAUGGCGGCUGCUCGCAUGACUGUGUGAACACGGAUGGAUCGUACCACUGUGUGUGUCCUGCUGGGAGGCUGCUGAACCCCUUGGACAACAAGCAGUGUGAUGAUGUGGAUGAGUGCACACUUGGUCCAGACCUCUGCCAUGGCAAUGCCACCUGCAUCAACACUCCUGGCUCCUACAUCUGUCAGUGUAACCAAGGCUACGCAGGCAAUGGCACUGUGUGCAUGAACAUUGACGAAUGUGCUGCCGGGACCCAUGGAUGCCACGCAAAUGCUCAUUGUGUUGACCUGCCCGGGUCACAUGACUGCAUCUGUGAACUUGGUUAUGUGGGAAACGGAAGGCUAUGCACUGACAUAAACGAAUGUGCUGAGGACAAGGGUGACAUGUGUAGCACAAAUGCAACUUGUGUCAACACUCCUGGGUCCUACAGGUGUGAGUGUAACCAUGGAUACAAGGGUGAUGGCAUCAUGUGUACAGAUGUUGAUGAAUGUGCCACGGAUAAUGGCAUGUGUGAGGAUGUCUGCAUCAACACAGCUGGGAGCUACACCUGCGCAUGCUCCAAUGGCCUCCUGGUGCUGGCAGAGGAUGGAAGAGGAUGCACAUUUGUUGGUGCAUCCACUACCUGUACUAACGAGUACAUGGAACUGGCCCUGCCUGCGGACAAACUGGCAAUAGUAAACACCAGCAACCUGCACUGGGACCCUGAUGCAACAUGCAUGGCCUUGUUCAACGGUACACACCACCUGCUGCGAACUGGUCUGUACGAGUGUGGCACAAAGGUAACCUUUGAUCCAAAGUAUGUCAUCUUCUCCAACCUUGUCAGCCUUUAUAACAUCCACAAGGCCACGGGAGUCAUCAGUCGAGACGAUGACAUCAUUAUGCAUUCUAACUGCAAGUACGAGCGUGACCAGGACGUCACGGCAAGGUUCAUGCCUAUCCCAGGUGGACUGGAGUUUCACGAAGUCGGCUUUGGCAAGCUAUCCAUCCACCUGGACAUCUUCCACACACGCAACUACCUCCAGUCCUACACCAGAUCGGAGUACCCCAUCCACAAGAGGCUCCACGACAUGGUGUUCUUACAGCUGCAAGUUCAAGGUCACGACCAGCUGCUGUCCGUCCUUGGGCUGAACUGUAAGGCCACAAUGUCACCGGACAAAAAUGACUCCCUCAACUACCCACUGCUUCAAGAUGGAUGCGGUGCAGACAGCACGCUUCAGAUGUUUGGCAGUAGCCAAGCAGAUGUCGAACGCUUUGGGUUUGAAGCCUUCCGCUUUAUCCGGGAACUGAAGACGGUGUACAUCCACUGUGAGGUGGAAGUGUGCGAGGCUGCUGAUACUGGAUCCCGCUGUGCACAGGGUUGUGGUGGUGCCCGUCGCAGGAGGGAGGUGUCAGACAUGACAGGGCUGCACUCCAUCUACCAGGGACCCAUUGUUCUGCAGGACACCACUUACAAAGCGGAGAACCAUGUUGAAACCUUUGGAGGAAGUACCCUUCCUCUUGUGCUCAUCACUACUUCAGCUGUAGCAGUAGUGGUCCUUGCUGCAGUUUUCGUGGUUGUCAAAGUGAGGCGCUCUCGUCACAACCUCCCGGGAUACAGCUACAGCUACAAACGGCUCUCUGACAUGUAUGGUGACUGAUGGUGUGGCAAAAAGUAUACCUUGUCAUCAAUGCCUUUUUAAAAUUCUGCCAGAUCACAGAAAAAGACAUUCAUGAUUCAUGCUAUGUUUUGGGUUUUGCUAUCAAGAGACAACUAGAACAGGUCACUUGUGUAUGCAAUGUAACAUUCCUAUGGUGCUUGCAUCAGAGUGUAUCAUAGUAUGUCUCCUUUUUAGCUUUAUCAAUGUCUUCUUGUCUGAAUAAAAUGUAAUGGAAAGCAGAUCGUUUUUGGUAUUCCAAAGAUCAUUGAAAGGUAUACAGCUGGAUUUACUAAUAGAUUUAAGUGGAAUCUGGGGUUUCGGUGGUUUCCCAGGCCAGAUGGAUUUUUGUCAAUUCCAAAGUAUUGGUGGGUCAUAGCUGGUGAGCAAAAAUUGGAUAUACUUUGUCAUGUAAUCAGUGCCAAAUAUGACCUUGUGAGGUCACGGCGACAUAAAAUCAAUUUUUCAUCCAGUGAAGUUGUGGUCUUGUCCAAAUUCCCCAGACUGCAUAAACUUUGUACUUUAACCAGGCUUAUUCUAUGGGAAUGCACUAAAUAUUGGGUAGUAACUACAAUGUAGAUAACAAUGUUAUUUAUCAUGGAAGUUAAUCUGUCUUGGUAGUAAUCAUAGUACAAUGCUAAACUUUAUUCCAACACACAGAGGUCAAAUUUUCAAUGACCACUGUCGCUUUCAUUAGGAUAAGUAAUGACCAAUGAGUUCUAAACGUAAACCCCGCAAGAGUUACGAUUACAGACACGUGACCUUAUGCACACAAGACUUUAUUAUGGAUGCAUGACGUCAGCGAUUGAUUGAACGUGCCAGGGAGUUUACAUAUCAACCACCAUCUCUAUUGU
This is a messenger RNA of Branchiostoma belcheri (Belcher's lancelet), 2860 nucleotides long. Its product is annotated as oncoprotein-induced transcript 3 protein-like. NCBI's taxonomy places the organism in Eukaryota, Metazoa, Chordata, Leptocardii, Amphioxiformes, Branchiostomatidae. Gene Ontology annotation, molecular function: calcium ion binding. The transcript is spliced from 14 exons. The record is from RefSeq and is a predicted model, not a curated record. Bases 27 to 2009 code for a protein of 660 amino acids.